This is a messenger RNA of Orbicella faveolata, 417 nucleotides long. Its product is annotated as tetratricopeptide repeat protein 4-like. NCBI's taxonomy places the organism in Eukaryota, Metazoa, Cnidaria, Anthozoa, Scleractinia, Merulinidae. The record is from RefSeq and is a predicted model, not a curated record.
AUGGCGCGAAGUGUUAUUGAAGUUAAACAUCAAAGUGACAUCACACCGACUUUAGAAAUUGAUGACGAAGCAUUAAAAGCAAUAGCAGAGGUGUACAAGAAUGAAGGAAAUGAUGCAUUUAGAAGAGAGGAAUUCAGUAACGCCAUAGUAUUUUACUCGGAAGGAAUUAAGGUGAACUGCAGGGAUGACGAACUUAACGCCAAACUGUACAACAACAGAUCAAUGGCUCAAUUCUAUUCAGGAAAUUUUCGUGAAUCUCUGAAUGACGCAGAAGCUGCCGUUAAGUUGCAGCCAACUUUCAUCAAAGCCAUAACGAGAGAUGGAGGAAGUGAGACAGGCAGUGAAGGACGCGAUCAGAAGAUCGUGGUGUUCGAGUUAACCGAGCAAGUCAUCUAUUUGUCAAGCAAGCAGAAUUAG